UUGGGAUAUUAAACAAAGCGUGCUGAAGCCGAUGUCAUCGACUAGCAUAAAUGGCGCGCAUUAUACGAGCUGCAGAUUAUCACUUUGCGGUCGCUCGUUAGCAGUUGGCAAUGAAGCUGGUAAUGUUCUUAUGCUCGCCUUCGAAGACAUGCCCUUUCCCGCCUACUAUCAAUAUGAUCAAUUGGUGAAAGCAAUCUACAAUCUCAUAUCCAAUGAUAAGGAGAUGACGCAUAAGGUGAAAAGCCUCGGUUUCUUUGGUUAUGCCGAGCAUGUUAGAUAUCAGCCGAAGAAACGUCGUAGAAUGCGGAAGAAAAUACAAAAGGAUACAAAUUUAAGUGAUGAAAAUUAAAUUUUAACACAUGA
Bactrocera tryoni is the source of this 363-nucleotide messenger RNA. RefSeq lists its product as uncharacterized. The coding region runs from base 32 to 349 and encodes 105 amino acids. Lineage: Eukaryota; Metazoa; Arthropoda; Insecta; Diptera; Tephritidae. The transcript is spliced from 2 exons. The record is from RefSeq and is a predicted model, not a curated record.